GCUGCUGGAGAGAGAGAGAGAGAGAGAGAGAGAGAAAGAGAGAGAGAGGAGGGGAGACGCGCACACACGGAGGGAGGGAGGGAGAGAGAGGAAGCGAGACACAAACACGCCGGGGGAGACGCAGAGAGGUGCGGAGAACAGCGGAGAACGUUCCCAACAACACGGGGCCAACUGCUCGGCGCGCGGGGGUACUCCGUCGCGGGGCGUCCGCGGGCUGCUCCCCCCCCCCCCCAGAAUGCUCCACUGUGCCCCCGGCUCAUUUCUGCGGUAGGCUACUCGAACCGGCCCCCCCCCCCCCCCCGCCCCCCGCGGGCGCCGACAGCCCAGAUGCUCGCCCUCUCCGCCGACAUGGACGAGUCCUCGUCGCUGCUGGAUCUGCUGGAGUGCUCGGUGUGCCUGGAGCGCCUGGACACCACGGCCCGGGUGCUGCCGUGCCAGCACACCUUCUGCCGCCGCUGCCUGGAGAACAUCGUCAGCUCGCGGAACGAGCUCCGCUGCCCGGAGUGCCGCAUCCUGGUGGACUGCGGGGUGGACGACCUGCCCGCCAACAUCCUGCUGGUGCGCCUCCUGGACGGCAUCAGGCAGCGGCCGCAGCGAGGCAGCGGAGGAGGAGGAGGAGGAGUGGGAGCGGGCGGCAGGCUGUCCCUGGUCGCCGGCGGCUCGCUGCACGGAUACGCAGCCGGGCUCUCCGCUUCUCCCCCGGGCAGUGCGGUCAGAGAGCUGCCCGUCGCCACCCGGAGCUCCCCUGUGAAGAACAUCCCAGCGCUGCCUUGCGGUAAGGCCCUCUACUCCUACGAGGGAAAAGAACCGGGCGAUCUCCAAUUUUCCAAGGGGGACAUCAUCAUCCUGCGACGCAAGGUGGACGACAACUGGUACCAUGGCGAGCUCAAUGGUUGCCACGGUUUCCUGCCUGCGAGUUACAUCCAGCUGUUGCGUCCCCUGAGCCAGACUCCGCCCCAGGGCAAAGCACUGUACGACUUUGAGGUGAAAGACAAGGACCAGGACAAAGACUGUCUGGCCUUCAGCAAGGAUGACGUACUGACGGUAAUCAGGCGAGUGGACGAGAACUGGGCAGAGGGCAUGCUGGGAGACAAGAUUGGAAUCUUCCCUAUUCUCUACGUGGAGUUAAACGAAACGGCCAAGCAGUUAAUGGAAAUCGACAAGCCUCCGCCAACGAGCGUCCCGGGUCCCAGCUCUGAGCCGGCCCCGUUGGGGCCCUGCUCUCCUGGGCCCUCCCCCAUUGCCUCCCCGUCGAAUGGGAACGGCUCUGGCCAUCGGAGGGGCGAAGGAAAGAAGAACGCCAAGAAGCGACAUUCGUUUUCAGCGCUGUCUGUCAGCCAGAGGGCCGCCCAACUCAACAACAGGCACAGCAUGGAGAUCUCCCACCCGGUGCUCAUCAGUUCCUCUGACCCCAGAGCUGCUGCACGCAUCCAGGAUGCAUAUCCCCCUGGUCCCUCCCCCUCCUCGGCAGGGGUACUGGUGCCCCCCAAAGUGGCAUCCAUCACCUCUGAGCUGCUGGCCCAUGCCAAGGUGCAGCUGCCACUCAACAUAUAUCUGGCUCUUUAUGCCUACAAGCCCCAAAAGGCUGACGAGCUUGAACUUAGGAAAGGGGAGAUGUAUCGGGUGACAGAGAAGUGUCAGGACGGAUGGUUCAAAGGCACCUCACUGAGAACAGCUGCCUCCGGUGUCUUCCCAGGAAAUUAUGUCACCCCCGUGUCCAGGGCUCCAUUUGGAGUGAGUGCUACUCGCGGCUCGUGUCUGUCCAGUCCGGUUGGCGGGAGCGGCUGCAGUCAGCUGGGGAGUAAAACCUCUGACCCUUCGUCCCCGGGCUCCCCGGGGCCUUCAUCGCCCCGUCCCUCCACCCCACUGGUAAACUCGGCCAACUCUAUUAACGCCGCCAGUCCCGCCUCCUCGCCACAAACUGCCGCCGCCCAGCUGAAGAACUGCCUGCGCUCUGGCCAACAUACGGCGAACCAGGCGCGCACCUCAAUGCAGCUGGUGCACAGUCCCCCUGCUGGAAGCCCAGAGCGCCCCGCGGUGGCCCUCUCCCCCCUGCGUCCCCAGAGCUCUUCCCCCUCGCGCUGCCCCGGCCAUUCGGGUCGUCCGCUCUCCAUGGUGUCCCCGGGACCCAGCCUGGGGCCCUCCCCCCUCUCUUCCCCCGCCUCGCGGCCCCUCCUCCCGCUCUCAUCCCCUCUCUCGUGUCUCACGCCUCCCAACGUGUCGGCGGUGCUCCUCAACGGCGAGCCAGCCAGUCCGCUGCAGCCACCGUCGCCGGGUCCCUCCCACGGCCCCACCCAGGGCGCCCUCGCACCCAAAGCAGAGAAGAAGGAGAGGAAAGCAGGAGGUUUAUUAAAGCUCUUGUCUGGGGCAGCGGCCAAGAAGAAACCUCGCUCGCCUCCCUCCUCCCCGCCCAACCACAACCCCUCACUGGUGGGCCAAGACCCCGCACACCAUCCUCACCACCAUCAUCACCAUGCCCGCUCAGGUUCCUGCCCAAUGGCGUCGCACGGGCGAGCCGGCUCCUGUCCAGUGGAGAGUGAGAUGGCAGGGGCUAUAGGGCUGGAGCCGCUGCACAGAAAGUCCGGGUCCCUGGAUACCAACUUCCCCUUGUCGCCCCCGGCAACACGCGCUGGCAACCCUCUGAUGGUCCUCCGGCCUGAACCCAAACCCCUGUCCAGAGAGAGGUAUCGCGUGGUGGUGCCCUACCCGCCGCAGAGCGAGGCCGAGAUCGAGCUGCGGGAAGGCGACGUGGUGUUCGUCCAUAAGAAGCGGGAGGACGGCUGGUACAAGGGCACGCUGCAGCGGACGGGACAGACCGGCCUGUUUCCCAGCAGCUUUGUCGAGAUCUUCUGAACUGGAGAAAAAAGGGUGGUCAGAGAGAACGCACACUGGUCCAGUUUCCUGAGUCACAAAAAAAGACACAAGACAUGCUUCCAGGUCCCACAGCUGCAGUCACACACAAACGGUUGGGCCGAUAUUGGAUUUCCAGAGUUGUACUUUUGGAUCAGAAAUGGAUAGUGACCAGCAAAACCAGCUGUGUAAAUAUGCCUUAAAAAGCCGCUAGCCAUAAAAAAAAAUGUAAAAAGUGAAAUAGUCUGGAUUUCAAUGGGGAAUUUUUGUUUCACAUGAAAUUCUCAGAAUAAUCUGCUAUUACACACUGGAUUUAAAUUAAAUCAGAUUUAAUAGAGUAAACAACUCAAAUCGGUCCAACUUCCCUCUCACACACACACAGCCACAAAAACACACACACACACGCACAUUCACAGGAAAGCUAGCCCCGGCUUCGACCAGCCCAGCGACAGAGGAAGCAGGACAGCUGUUCCAGUCAUCCUCCCCGGCGACAGCGUCUUGGUCCGACUCAUCGUGCGGGCCCCUGAUGUUGACUACUGAAGUCACACACACACACACACACACACACACACACUCUCAAAGAGCACAGAAAGACGAACCCUGCCUCCCAGCUCUCCUCCCUGGCAUCAUCCACCAGCAACCACUAGCACAAAAAGCAUCAGCUCUGCUUUUCCACUGAGACCUCAGAACUUCGAUUCGGGUGCUGUCUUUGUUUCGAAAUGGAAAGUGUAAAGCGUGUGUGAGCCCACGCACACACGCACACACGCACACACACACACACACACCAGGAUCAUGGUAAGCACAUAUCUGUGUCAAGUUUGUGGCAACAAGCACAUGUGUUUCUUUGCCGUAUUUGUUAAUGCAUGUAGCAUUUUUAUAUGUUUUUUGGGUUUUUUUGGUAUAUGUGGAAAUAGAUGUUUGUGUUGUCCCAAGCUAGCCAUGCUGUGAUGACCUGUCACGGGAUUUUUCAUUUCAAAAAUAUUGUUGAAAAACGUUAAACAUGAAUUAGGUGAUUGAUCUUUCUAUUUAUAUAUCUUCUACAAAUUUAUAUGACCAUUUUUUUUAAAAAUUCACAUUUGUCCUUCAUAGACCUCUCACAGCUGCAUUGAACCGAACCAACGGGUUUGCUGAAUGUACACGGAAAGAGAAAAUUUAUGCCAAAACGCUUUUAACAAUUGAUUUGUAUUUACAGAGUUGUGUUUUGAUCUUCUGAAUGGGAUUAGAGACAAAGAAAUGCACUUGAUAAUGUCUGAUACAACUUGCCAAUAUAUCUACAUAUACAGUAUUUUACACACGUAUUACUUGACAAAAGGGAUUUCCGUUGCAACUAGUCGGAGCGAGCGUAAUAUUUCUUUUAGCACAAAUCGCUUUGGUCGGGGGGAAAAAAUUUCAACACUUCCCAGUAAACAGCAACAGGAAUUUUUUUUUUUUUCUGCAGCCUUUUGUUGAGAUACUGUUAAAAGUUUUUUUUGUCGGACAGCAGCAAUAUUGUGAGACGAAACGUGUGCAGUUUUGAUGCUCGUGAAAGAAUGUACAGGCGGAGAAACACCCGUGAAUCAGAGGGCAGGGGCACAACUUUUUCAUCGAACAACCGCCAAACCUGGACAUCUUUUCCUCUGAUCAUUUCAACCUUUAACGAGUAUUUUUGUACUGCUUCAGUCGGUGUUAACGUCGGUCUGCUUUGUGAAUUUCUACGAUCCUGAGUGUGGAUUCAGGCUUUGUCUAGUUUACAUCCACCCCACAACCAUCUACCUUUUUUCCCCCGUUUCUGGAGAUAGAAGCACAGCGAAACUUGACUUGCUCAGAGCGUGUGUGUGUGUGUGUGUGUGUGCACGCGCGUGUGUGUACGCGCGUGUGUGUCAUGUAUCAGUGAAGAACACAGUUACAAUGCUCAAGUGGCUUUCCUCACCUGAUUGGAAAAAUAAACUGGGCCAGAUGAAACUGCCACUUGCCCUGCGCACAAAGUGAUGCUCUAAUUGGAUCGUAACAAGGGGCCUGCGUCACAAAGCAAGUUCAACAUAUCCAGGAUAUCAUUCGCCGUGAGAACCUGUACUACGAAGCCGGUAAUCAACUGUCUCAGUUAACCCUGGGUGUUCCAGCUACGAGUGCGUUCACGUAGAAGAUGAGUUAAUUACAAGCAAGGUCGUCUUAAAUAAUCUAUGUUCAAUUAAAAAUGAAGCGAUAAUAUUUAUUAGCCGAAAUAGUAUUUAUUUCUCAUGAAAAAGUCUAAUUCAUAAGGAGCUCUGUUUUUUAAAACUGGAGUGCGACUCAUGAACAGUCUGGAACAGACAUGAAUAUCUGCUGCUCUUUAUUAUCUGUCACUUUACUCAUCAUUACAUCUUUUGUCCCUGUCAGGAUCAUGUAGAACGAUGACCUUCUGGGUUUCCAGUGAUCUGAUUGGUCAGUAGCUGGGCCAUUUACAGGUUUUAAUCACAAACCUGACCUGCUGCGGAAGCAGGUUGGCGGUUCAGCAUAUGUUGCCAUGGUGAAGAGAAUCAGCUUCCUUUUUGCCCCAAAAAAGAAGAGAAUCAGCUUCCUUAGGAUGGAAAACUCAGAUUCAAACCUGAAAUGACCUUGAUAACCGCAAAUCCUGCUCCGUAGUACAGGCCCCAGAAGCAAGAGGCAGCAUAACACUUCAGACUAGAACUUAAAGGGAGAGAAAAAAAAGCACAUGCAAUUUGUACUUGUUUGUUUUGCCACCAUUAGAUUGUGAAGGAAAGUGAACAAAAACAUGGCGGCAGGGAGACAACUCUCACAGUGAAAUCACUCACAGUAAUUACAGAAAGAAACACGGUCUGCAGUCAUUUUCAGGUCACAGCAAAAACAUGUCAGUCAAACCCUUGUGCCUACAAAUGCCAAACACACACACACACACACACAAACAAACUGCAACUCACACAGCAGUCUGUCUUUCGUCUCAAUCUUCCGUCUUACCUCCUUCAUCUGCUUUGUUGGUGCAAUGAGCCUGCUGGUUGUUGUUGUUGUUGUUGUCGUCGUCGUCGUCGUCGUCGUCGUUGUUGUUUUCUCCUGCAGCUGCGAUCUGCUUGACUCAAUGAGUAAAAAAAAACAGCAGGUCCCAGAACAACUCUGCACAGAAGCCCGAGCAGACGUUCUUUAUCUGUUUAUCUGAGCGGGCUGAACAGAGAGGACUCUAACCUCGACUGAGUCAAACUUUUAAGCACAAGUCCUCAUUUGUGUCGGAGGCGAACGGGUCUCGACAGUGUUUCACUUGUCACAUGGUUGAUGCUGUGAGGAGGAGGAGGAGAGUUUACAAGAGUACAAAACAUCAGGAAUACAACCACUGCACAGUGGUCACUUUACAUGAAAUAACUUGAACCGCUGGUUUCACUGAUGCUUUCUUCUGUCUUUAUUUUCGUGACGUGAGCUUGUCUUUCCGCUUCAGCUUCCUGGUUGUAAAUACCACUCGAGUGCUCAUCGGUGACGGCUUGGGAAAUGUGAACAAGCCAACAGGAGCGGUGGUGAUUCCCGCUUGACUUGAACGCAGCACGCCAGUUGUUUUAUUGUUCUUUUUUCAUUGGAUUUAUCAAAUUGCUGUCCACUCCCCUUUUGGAACAUCCUUCCAGGAAGCCUGAGCACUCGCCCGGCCAUCUUGAAUUAGAUUUCAGCCAUAUUUGUUCCUAUGGAUACGUGUGCGUGCGUGCUUGUGUGUGUGGGACGGGAGCCUCUGUAUGUAGCUCUUUACAGGGAAAAAAAAGGAACUUCAUCAAGAAGUUUGGUGUGGCGUGGACGCUCAUGCCUCAUCAAGUCUCGGAGUUGAUGGGUUUUGAGUGCAGUGGUGCAGCAGGAGAGAGAACGAAGAAGAAGAAGAAAAAAUAAAGUAUAAAUAUAUAAUUCUAUAUUGUGCAGAAUAUUUAUAGGCCUUUUGUGCCAUUGAAGUCAUUCUCUGCGUUGACCGUGCCCGGCGCUCUCUACCAUGUGAUCAUUACACACAUCGUCUUGUACUGAUGACCCGUGGUGGAUUUGAUUGUUUUUUCAUGUUCAAGUGCAUUUUUCGCAAUAAAUGCCUUUUGUUUUAAA
Molecule: messenger RNA, 6888 nt
Organism: Scophthalmus maximus (turbot)
Lineage: Eukaryota; Metazoa; Chordata; Actinopteri; Pleuronectiformes; Scophthalmidae
Product: E3 ubiquitin-protein ligase SH3RF3-like
Exons: 10
Coding region: 328-2853 (841 amino acids)
Biological process (GO): positive regulation of proteasomal ubiquitin-dependent protein catabolic process; positive regulation of JNK cascade; protein ubiquitination
Molecular function (GO): metal ion binding; ubiquitin protein ligase activity; protein binding
Source: RefSeq, a predicted model, not a curated record